Messenger RNA from Ruditapes philippinarum (Manila clam), 3738 nucleotides. Its product is annotated as 85/88 kDa calcium-independent phospholipase A2-like. Gene Ontology annotation, cellular component: mitochondrion. NCBI's taxonomy places the organism in Eukaryota, Metazoa, Mollusca, Bivalvia, Venerida, Veneridae. Gene Ontology annotation, biological process: positive regulation of ceramide biosynthetic process; lipid metabolic process. Gene Ontology annotation, molecular function: protein binding. The transcript has 20 exons. Bases 192 to 2840 code for a protein of 882 amino acids. The record is from RefSeq and is a predicted model, not a curated record.
AGACUUACAGAACGGAAACCAGUCACUUACAGAACGGGAACCAGUCUGUAGGAAAUCACAGGACAACAACAAAAACAAUGCGACUAAGUUCUUUUCUUAAUACUAUCAGUUGGUGCUAAACUCAAAUUUGAUAGCGGUAUCAGAAAUACCUACGCAACAUUGACAGUUUUAACUAAGUAACAGACAACAAGAUGUCACUAUUUAAGACUUUGGUUGAUGGUAUGAGCUCUGGGAUAAGUUCUGUUGGUAAUAUUGUCACAGCAAGUAUAAACCCUUACAAGGUGCAGGUAGUGAAACAAGAGUCUUAUAACAGUUUACAAACAGAAUUGAAGAGUGAGUAUGUCAAGUUAUACAAGAAACCAGGUUGUUUUGAAUGUGUGUUUUCUCAUCCUGGGGCUACACAGAAGUUUUACAGUUUGUUCCGUCUUACAAAGGAUGUAGAAGCUAAAACAUUCUACAAGCAGUUGAACAUUAUUUUAUCUCUGCUGGUUCAGAGUUCAAGCUCCCUCAGUCAGGAUGAUAAGAUCCAGGGUGUGUGUGACACUAUCAGAGACCAUCCUACCUGGAACUGUGCUCAUGUUGCUGCUUAUAAUGGCUUCUUCGAGGCAUUCAAAAAUCCAGAAAUAGAAAAUAUGAUAAAUGCUGCUGACAGUGUAUCAGGUGUUACACCACUGAUGGCAGGUGUGAUAGGUAGAGAAAAACAUUGUGUUCAUGAGAUGUUGAUACAUAAUGCACAGAUUGAUAUGGCAGACUUCAAGGGCAUGACAGUAUAUCAUUAUGCUGUAAAACAUCUACCUGAGGUGUUAGAGUUUUUGUUUGAUCAAGACAAGAAUCAAGUAUAUGACUGGAUGGAUGAGAAAGGUCAAACACCACUAUAUAAAGCGUGUCUUAACCCCCCUGAUGUUGUUACAGGCGAACCCCCUGUGGAGAAACAUGUGAUUGUAGAGACGUUAUUAGAGGGAGGGGUUGAUCCUGCUAUAUCCAAGUCUAACAGAUUACCUAUACAUGUAGCAGUAACCCUGGGGGAGACAAAGAUUAUAGAGCUGAUCAUAAAGAAACAUCCAAGUCAGAAAGAGGCAGGAGACAAGAAAUAUAAUGGGAGACCACUCCACUGGGCUAAAACUAGAGAGGUAACAGAGUUACUAUGUAAGCUAGGCUGUGAUGUUGAUGGAUUAAGUGGUACAAAUCAUGCUCCUAUAAUGAUAAUGUUGAUGAAGAAUCGUACAGACUGUCUAAUGGAGCUGUUGUGUUAUGGAGCAUUGUGUAAUAUAGGUGACAGUAAUGGUGACACACCUCUACAUAUAGCUGUACAGUGGCAGCAACACACCAAGAUGAAGACUAGUCAAGAUGAUAUAGACCUUGUGAGAAUAUUUGUGGUAUUUGGAGCUGAUGUUAACCAGAAAAAUUCUACCAGUCAUUCUCCGAGACACGUUGCUGCUGUGUCAAAAGGCAAAAAUAAGGAUGUGAUAUUACACAUGUUGCAUGUUUCUGGUGCUAAGAGAUGUGACUCAUCAGUAAAAGGCUGUAUGGCAGGUUGCUCAUCUGAAGGAAGAUUUAAUGGAAAGCCUGAUGAACGAUGCAAAUCUUUGUUCAACCUUGACAAAAUGGCUUUAUUUGAUGACAUGUUAUGUACUGCUGUUAGUUGUACUGCUAAAUAUGAUAACGGUAAAGGGGAGGCAUUACUGGACCUUGCUGAUGGACCUACAGAUAUAGGAGAUAGAAUAUUAUGUCUUGAUGGUGGAGGUAUAAGAGGGCUGGUUCUUGUUCAAUUGUUAGCUGCAUUACAAGAAGCAGCUGGGGUACCACUCAAGGAUAUGUUUGACUGGAUAGGUGGAACAAGUACCGGGGGUCUUCUAGCCUUGGCAAUAGGUGUAGGUAAAAACAUUUCAUAUAUUAGAGGAAUGUAUUUCCGAUUGAAAGAUGAAGUUUUCAAGGGAUCAAGACCGUAUGACUCGGAACCUUUUGAAAUGUUGUUGAAGAGAGAGUUUGGAGAAACCAAAGUUAUGACAGACAUUAAAACACCAAAAUUAAUGGUGACAGCUAUUUUGGCAGACAGGUUUCCGGCUGAGUUACAUAUGUUCCGUAACUAUCAACCAACAUUAGAUAAACCUGUAGAAACUAAAGGAAAUAAUGACCAGUUUGAAAAAAUUCCACAGCCACAUGAGCAGUUGAUAUGGAGGACAGCAAGAAGUACGGGGGCAGCACCGACAUAUUUCCGUGCAUUCAGACAAUAUAUGGACGGAGGGUUAAUCUCAAAUAAUCCUACACUUGAUGUUCUAACAGAAUUACACGAGUAUAACACAGGAUUAAAGUUCAGGAGAUGGUGUGCCAUUCAGAAACAAGAAAAACUUGGUGGAACUUUACAGAAUGAGCCCGAUUUAGUGCGACCCCUGGGCUGUGUUGUAUCACUAGGAUGUGGGCGCGUUCCUGUUAUACCGCGAGAUUAUAUAGAUGUAUAUAAACCUAGUGGUAUAUUUGAUGCUCACAAGGUGUAUAAAGGAACAACAGCAUUAGUAUCUUUACUUAUUGACCAGGCAUCAGUGUCAGAAGGUCGGCCUGUAGAUAGAGCACGAGCUUGGUGCAGUAUGAUCAAUGUACCAUUCUACCGGUUCAGCCCUCAACUCUCCGAGGAUAUUUCCCUCGACUGUACAGACAAUAAAACUCUCAUCACAAUGUUAUGGGAGACACAGUGUUAUAUUAUAGCUAAUAAAUCUAGAAUUGAACAAGUUGCCCAACUACUUACAUCAAGUCUUCAUUGUCAAAAAAGUCAGGUUCAAGGACAAAAUUUGAAGGGAUCUGAUUUGCAGGAUACAAAGUUACAUGCUGCAACUUCCUGGUAAAUUAUAUUUGAUGAAUGAAUGAUGUCAGAUUGACUAAUUAUAUUUAGUAAUUUGAUCAUGUGAUGAUAUGAAACAUGGAUGAUUUCUGUAUCAUUUAAUCUAGUGUCAAAAUAUACAUUCCAUUUUAAUAAUAUUAGUAAUAUUGUAACAGCAAUAAUGCCCUUGAUUUACUAGCUCACCAGAGCACCAUUAUGGCCCCUAACUCAUCCAUCUAACGUUCAAGAUCAGAGGGAAGAGUCAUAAAACUGUAAAAAAACAACAACAGAUUUAUUCUGUUAUGAUACAAGAAGAGGUCAUGCCCUUUUGUUCAACAAAAGUAAAAUGAUAUAGAGGAUAUUUGUUUAGUUCAGUGUAAGAUCGGAAUAUAUUUCACCGAGUGAGCACCAAAAGGUAUAUUUCACGAGUGGCGCAGCCACGAGUGAAAUAUGAACUUUUGGUGUUUACAAGUAUUUCACUGAAACAACGUAAUGGGCUUAAAUUUAAAACAGUGAAAUUAUCAAAGUGGUAAUUUCUAUGUUUCAAACAGUGAAAUUACCAGUUUUAUAUCACUGAUAUAUUUCUAUAAACCACGAAAAAGCAUGUAAUAAAUAAGGCCAUCCUUAAAAAAAUGUUUGUUUGCAGUAACGCGACCGACUCAUAAAAUUUGCCCCUACUCAAAAUUUUUUUUCAUGGUCUGGAUAAAAAAUAUUUUUUUUUGAAUCAGAAAAUUAUGCCUUGUGCUUUGUUUUUGUUCUUUUAAAGGUUAAUAGAAGAAAUAAAAUGUAGGUCUUAUUAAAUUAGAAUUCAGUUAUCAAUUUAUUAAUUCUUACCAGAUUAUCAAAGCAUAUAUUGUCCAGCAUUUUGAAAUUCCAUGUUUAUUUUGGAGUACAGUUCAAUAAAAAAAAAAAAAAAAUCGACC